AUGAAGUUAGUGCCCGUACCCCCUAGUACCUUAUCUCCAUACUCAGUAGGCGGUGCUCAAUCUUUCCCGAUCAAACAUUCAACAGUCGAUGAGAUCCACAUCUUCCUUACGGCAAAUCCACCAUACGCGCUUGAAGAGAACAUCAAGCAAAGAAACAUGCCUCCUCGACACCAAACACUCCCUGCAGCGCAGACUGCGGCUGCGCGGGAAGCGCAAAAGUCUUUCUACUGCCAGCUGUGCUCUAAAGGCUAUUCGAGGAUGAAUGACUAUGAAGCUCAUCUCGGCAGUUAUGACCAUAGUCACAAACAGCGCCUCAAGGAUAUGAAAGCCAUGGUUCGUGACCCUAAUGCUGGCUCACGUGCGCGUAAGGCAGAGGCCAAAGCGGAUGGUCUCAUUAGCAUCAAGCUCCCCGGCCAGGAAGCUGCUGUGAGUACAGGAGGUGGAGGCGGAGGGUUCAAGAAAGGUGGUUUCAAGAAGAGUGGCUUCAAGAGUGCUUUCACCAAAGUCGAAAGCAGCGGAUCAGGAUCAACGCCAUCAAUCACUGAAAAUCUCAAGCCGACCAACGCGUUUGAGCCUGCUCCUAUCAACCCUGGUCUCCAGAAAAACCUCUCGUCAGAGAGCGACACCGAAGAUGAGGGCUACGAGGUUUACAAUCCGCGAUUUCCUACCAACUAG
Molecule: messenger RNA, 675 nt
Organism: Fusarium poae
Lineage: Eukaryota; Fungi; Ascomycota; Sordariomycetes; Hypocreales; Nectriaceae
Exons: 2
Coding region: 1-675 (224 amino acids)
Molecular function (GO): nucleic acid binding; zinc ion binding
Source: RefSeq, a predicted model, not a curated record